GUGCUUCACUUGGCACACCUGGAUCAAACGGAGCCAUUAUUAGCUUGAUUUUAUUAGCCGCAGCUGUGAUUUUGCCGCCAUGAGCACACGGAGCUCUGUUUUUAUUUGGCGCUGCUGCUCUGGGUGGAAAUUGAGACUGAAGACGAUCAUACACUUCCUACACCGUGCUGGGCUCUCCUCUAGAAAUCUAUACUGGGAUGGAGCAAGGUGGAGAAGCAGGAGGGGGGCCGGAGAGCCCAGACCUUCAGGACAGAGCCAGCCCAGAGCAGAGGGGGGCAAAACCCGAGAGCCCAGCCUGCACCGGACCCCCACUGUGCAAAAUGAGCCGUGUGGAGGUGAACGGCAGCCCUGCUAACCCGCAGGUCCAACAGAAUGGCAAUACACGGCUAAGACCAUUAGGAGGUUUGAUGAUCCCUGUCUAUUGCGUGGUGGAGCAUGCAGAUGCAGCUGGCGAAUGUGAGAGCCGCAGUGACCGUCACGCUGAGUUUGUGCUGGUUCGUAAAGAUGUGCUCUUCACACAGCUGGUGGAAACGGCUCUUGUGGCCCUCGGAUACUCGCACAACUCAGCAGUGCAGGCUCGGGGCAUUAUCAAAGUAGGACGAUGGAAGCCGAUGCCCAUCCACUACCUGACGGAUGCUCCAGAGGCGACGGUGGCGGACAUGCUGCUGGAUGUUUACCACAUGGUCACGCUGCGGAUCCUUCUGCACAGCUUUUCUCGGCUGGAGGAGCUGCCGUCGGAGCAGUGGACUCAUGCCACGGUGAGAAACGCCCUCAAAGAGCUCCUCAGAGACACCAACCAGAGCGCUUUGGCUAAGGAGUGUCCUCUCUCCCAGAGUAUGAUCUCAGCGAUUGUGAACAGUUCCUACUAUGCAAACGUCUCCACCUCCAAAUGCCACGAGUUCGGGCGCUGGUACAAGAGAUACAAACACUUCAAAGGUGAACACAAUGAGAAGAUGUGGUCCUCGCUGGACAAGUCGGAUAUAAAAGAAUGUAUCAAACCUGUGUGUGUUGGCACAGUGGAGAGGGAUUUGGACCUUAGCAUCCUCAACCAUCGUCCUUCACCUCUCUUGCACUCUCCCAGCCAUUUGGCCACCUUGGGUGCUCCAGGAGCCCUUCCCAUCAAGAGCAGCCUCGGAGACGCUCAUUCCCCCACUCAGCCUCAUAGUCUGCCUCAUCCUGCCAGCCCGAACCACCCAAGACCCCCUUUGCGCCCACAGGCUCCAAGCCUGCUGGGUCACAGCGGACUCCUGUCCCCUCAGCUCUCCCCUCAGCUUGUUCGUCAGCAGCUCGCCAUGGCUCACCUCAUCAACCAGCAGCUGGCAGUUAGCCGCCUUCUUGCCCACCAGCACCCACAGGGAGUCAACCAGCAAUUCCUCAACCAUCCUCCCAUCUCACGGACCUGUAAGGUUUCUGGGUCUGCUGUAGACCCCAGCAUGAGCUGCUCGGGUGCUGAAGUCACCCCUGAUAUUUAUCAUCAAGUCAGGAACGAGUUGAAAAGGGCCAGUGUUUCUCAGGCCGUCUUUGCCCGCGUGGCUUUCAACCGUACACAGGGGUUGCUGUCAGAGAUCCUUCGUAAGGAGGAGGAUCCCCGCUCGGCCUCACAGUCUCUCCUCGUCAACCUCAAGGCAAUGCAAAACUUUCUCAAUCUACCUGAAGCCGAACGAGACCGCAUCUACCAGGAGGAGCGAGAGCGGAGCACCUGUACCAACCAGAACCUCUCCUCCACCCACAUCUCCAACAGCAGCAGCAGCACGCUCAGACACACACAGACAAAAUGCAGCAUCUCCGUUCCAGAGCUGCAGCUGAAGCUGGAUUCGCUUGCGAACAUCACAUCAGGGAUCUACGAGGAGAUCCAGCAGGAGAUGAAGCGGGCAAAGGUCUCUCAGGCUCUGUUUGCCAAGGUGGCUGCCAAUAAGAGUCAGGGUUGGUUAUGUGAGCUUCUCAGGUGGAAAGAGUCCCCAAGCCCUGAGAACCGCACUCUGUGGGAGAACUUGUGCACCAUCAGAAGGUUCCUGGCCUUACCGCAGGUUGACAGAGACCAGGUCUAUGAAGAAGAGUCCAGGCAGCAGCACAGUGACAGACUCCACACCGUCCUGCACAUCCCAGACCAGCAGACUUUCCACAGACAGCCUUUUCCCCCUUUAACAACUCCAUCCCCAGUUCAUGAAGAGCCACAGCCCGUCACCCUGCUGCCAGCUUUGCAAGGCCCAGAGGACGUGCCACAGCGAGGGCUGAGUCCUGGCCUUGGAGGUGGAGGGGCAAAGAAGUCCAGAUCUCGGACAAAGAUCUCCAUGGAGGCUUUGGGAAUCCUGCAGAGCUUCAUUGGAGAUGUGGGACUCUACCCUGACCAGGAGGCCAUUCACACCCUGUCAGCCCAGCUAGACCUGCCCAAACACACAAUCGUGAAGUUCUUCCAGAACCAACGUUAUAAUGUCAAGCAUCACAGUCAGGCCAGAGAACCCAUCUCUGGGGAGGACGACCGGGAGAGCUCAAGCCCCAGCGAUGGAGGGUGCACGGCCGAGAGGAGGGAGGAGGCUCUCUCUCCUUCUGAGGAGUCAAGUGAGGAUGGCAGAGGUUCAGUGGAGACGUUCAGAACAGAAAGAGAUGCACACGGAGAGGUGGAAAUGGAGGCAGAGAAGGAAGAUGGGGACGAUGGGAAGAAUUCAGGACCAGCAACUUCCUCUCCAUCUCCCUACAGCAGCGUGGACAGUCCCCACUCUGCUGAACAGCAGAGAUAACAGCAGAGAAGGAACGGAGGAUACUAUCAAACUGUAAGAACGACACCCAGAGCCUGUGAAGAACCACUCAUUGUCAUCACAAUUACCUUUACCAGAGCUGAUGAUCAGAGCUCGUUAAUAUCUGAACAACUGUGGACAAAUAUUUAUCUAAGGACAGUUAGCUGAAGGUAGUACGAGUUGCCUUCUGGGUUGAGUGUGGCCCGUUUAGGAUUUUCUCACUUUUUUUUUUUUUUUAGGUUUAUUCCACGCUGUGGUUCUACAUUAAGAUAAAAAAAGAAAUCCUCAAAAAAGUUAAUGCCUUUUCUGGCAUUGCAAUAAUUCAUCUAGUUUAAUUCUUUAAAGUAACAAAAGAUCUUAUCUAAAUAUGAAACACCACCUUGUUUACAGUUGGCUAAACUGCUGCUAAACCAGUCAAAGCAAAGCCUCUUUAUCAUUUUGAAUUCUGUAGUAAAUAUAUAUGUUAAAAUAAAAUCAUGCAUAUA
Girardinichthys multiradiatus is the source of this 3220-nucleotide messenger RNA. Its product is annotated as DNA-binding protein SATB2-like. NCBI's taxonomy places the organism in Eukaryota, Metazoa, Chordata, Actinopteri, Cyprinodontiformes, Goodeidae. The transcript has 12 exons. Gene Ontology annotation, molecular function: DNA-binding transcription factor activity, RNA polymerase II-specific; RNA polymerase II cis-regulatory region sequence-specific DNA binding. Gene Ontology annotation, biological process: chromatin remodeling; regulation of transcription by RNA polymerase II. The coding region runs from base 198 to 2738 and encodes 846 amino acids. The record is from RefSeq and is a predicted model, not a curated record.